AUGCGGGUGUCAAUCUUCGAAGUAACUGUAAUGCAAAAACUCAGCUUGCUAGUAAUCAUUCUAUGCAUCUUGAUCUCUUUCCAGAACCAAAAUGCAGAUACCGAGAAAUACUUCAACUUAAUUACUUCUUCUUCUUCUUCUUCAACUUCUCCAUCUCCGGUUCUUUCAGCGUCUCGAGCCGCGUUCUUGUCCAUGGAGGACGAGAAUCUUGACCAGUCUUUUCGUGGCCUAGAAUACGAUUUCUAUCGAGAUUCGUGCCCUGAAGCCGAGGAGACUAUUCGAGCUGUAGUUCGGUAUCUCUACAAAGUCCGCUCUGAUGUCGCUCCCGCUUUGCUCCGCCUUGCCUUCCAUGAUUGUUUCAUUGAGGGAUGUGAUGCUUCAAUUUUAUUGGAUGCUGCUGAAGGAAUUGACUCAGAGAAAGAUUCUCCUCCGAAUGAGGAUCUAAAGGGUUUUGAUAUAAUUGACAUAAUCAAGGAAGAGCUUGAAGAAAUAUGCCCUGCUGUUGUUUCUUGUGCUGAUACACUUGUUUUGGCAGCAAGGGAAGGUGUUGUUCUGGCCGGUGGUCCAUUCUAUCCACUGUAUACUGGUAGGAGAGACAGUUUGAUUGCUUUCUCAGAUGUUGCAACAUUUGAGCUUCCUUCACCCCACGGAGAUCUGUCAGAAACCCUUGCGUCUUUCGGCUCAAGGGGCUUUGAUUUAAGAGAGACUGUUAGUCUCUUGGGUUCUCACAGCAUUGGAGAAAUCCACUGCAAAUUCUUCCAAAACCGUCUCUACAACUUUGGCAGGACUAACAAGCCUGAUCCAUCUGUAGAUCCUGAUUUCCUCAACCUAUUGAGAUCACGGUGCAGGAACACUUCAUCGGCUUCAUCAGCACCCUCACCUUCCUUUGUGGGCUCACCAUCAACAUCAGCAGCACCAUCACCUCACCUUGAUGGCUCACCAUCAUCAGUGCAAGCACAAUCACCUCACUUGGAUGGUCCACCAUCUUCACAGCAAGCACAACCACCUGUUUUGGGUGGCUCACCGUUAUCAUCAGCAGCACCAUCAACUCACCUUGAUGGCUCACCACCAUCAUCAAUGCAAACACAAGCACCUCACUUGGAUGGUCCACCAUCUUCACAGCAAGCACAACCACCUGUUUUCGGUGGCUCACCGUUAUCAUCAGCAGCACCAUCACCUCACCUUGAUGGCUCACCAUCAUCAAUGCAAACACAAUCACCUCACUUGGAUGGUUCACCAUCUUUACAGCAAGCACAACCACCUGUUUUCGGUAGCUCACCGUUAUCAUCAGCAUCACAAUCACCUGAAUUGGAUGGCUCACCUCUACCACCAGCAGCGUCAUCAUCUCACAUGGAUGACACGCCAGUACCAUCCGUAGUGCCAUCAUCUCACCUUGAUAGCUCACCAUUAUGGUCAGCAGUAUCAUCGCCUCACCUUGAUGGUUCACCAUUAUCAUCAGCAGCAUCAUUUUUUUCCUUAAGAGAAUCAUCUUCUUCCUCACGUGAGGGUCCUGGAAUAGAUAUGGCUCAGGAUGGAACUACAGCAGGUUUUGGCACAGCUUACUAUCGAAAUCUUUUGCAAGGUAAAGGAAUCCUUUAUUCUGAUCAGCAGCUAAUGGCUGGUGAAGAAACUAGGAUUUGGGUGACAGCGUAUGCUUCAGAUGUCUCUUUGUUUCGAAAAAACUUUGCCUUGGCAAUGAUGAAGCUCUCAAACCUCCGAGUCUUGACAGUACCAAUGGGGCAGAUCCGUCUCAGUUGUUCAAAAGUGGCAUGAAUAGACAGAGAUGGAUAAGGAAUUUCGGCCUGCAUCUUACCUGUUACAUUUGCAAUCUGUGCAGUAGUUUGAUAUGUUUACAACUUGAGUAGUUUUCUGUUGUUACCUUCUAGACAUGACGUCCAGAAUACCGAAAACUAGUUGUUUAAUCUGCUUCAUACUAAUGCUAUAAGUGGUAGUGAAUUUUCUGACAAAAUGGUAAGAGUAA
Molecule: messenger RNA, 1981 nt
Organism: Pistacia vera
Lineage: Eukaryota; Viridiplantae; Streptophyta; Magnoliopsida; Sapindales; Anacardiaceae
Product: putative Peroxidase 48
Exons: 4
Coding region: 1-1773 (590 amino acids)
Biological process (GO): hydrogen peroxide catabolic process; response to oxidative stress
Cellular component (GO): plant-type cell wall; plasmodesma
Molecular function (GO): peroxidase activity; heme binding
Source: RefSeq, a predicted model, not a curated record